UUGCUGGACAAUACAGAACCUCCAGAUACGUUCACGCCCAGAGACGUAGCACAGCUGCUCACGGCAAAGCAGCUGGUCAAACUUGGCUACGAGGAGUGGGCAGAGGCAUUGCCGGCCAUUGUCGAGCUCGCAUUUGAGCUGCGGGAAGUGGGCUACUGCGAGAUUCUGCAGCGAGGCAAUCUGGUGCCGCCGGACGUGGAGUAUUACGAAAUUGAGGGUUCGAUCAAGAUUAGGAGG
Messenger RNA from Baudoinia panamericana UAMH 10762, 237 nucleotides. RefSeq lists its product as uncharacterized. The annotation marks the transcript as partial. The transcript has a single exon. Lineage: Eukaryota; Fungi; Ascomycota; Dothideomycetes; Mycosphaerellales; Teratosphaeriaceae. The record is from RefSeq and is a predicted model, not a curated record.